This is a messenger RNA of Coffea arabica (coffee), 1246 nucleotides long. RefSeq names its product methyl jasmonate esterase 1-like. Gene Ontology annotation, biological process: salicylic acid metabolic process; jasmonic acid metabolic process. NCBI's taxonomy places the organism in Eukaryota, Viridiplantae, Streptophyta, Magnoliopsida, Gentianales, Rubiaceae. Gene Ontology annotation, molecular function: methyl jasmonate esterase activity; methyl indole-3-acetate esterase activity; methyl salicylate esterase activity. The record is from RefSeq and is a predicted model, not a curated record.
CGGAGGAAGGCAGAACUCAACUUGAAUACUCACUCCAUUUAAGAUGCUGCGUACAUCAGUCAGAGGAACAUCCAUCUUCUUCACAAAUUAUUUGUAUAAGGCACACGAAUAAGGUACCUCGAAAGGCAAUGGCUACUUUCUAUGGAUUUCUAGUUGGCCUUGCGAUAGUAUUCUUGGCUUAUUCUCCCUCUUCCUCUGCAGUGCACUUUGUGUUGAUUCAUGGUAGUGGUCAUGGAGCAUGGUGUUGGUACAAGUUGGCGACUUUGCUGGAGCAAGCAGGCCACAAAGUCGCGGCAGUGGAUUUAGCUUAUUCUGGGAGAAAUCAAGUGCCACUGGAAUUUGUGCAUACCUUUGAUGAAUACCACAAACCUCUAUUCAAAUACUUGGAAUCUUUAUCUCCUAAGGAGAAGGUAGUUCUCGUUGGCCACAGCUAUGGUGGUUAUGGUGUUUCCUCUGGCCUGGAAAGGUUUCCAGAAAAGGUUCUUGGUGGUGUUUUUGCUUCGGCCUUCAUGGUCGGGCCUAACUUUACACUUGAGGACACUAACAAGUUCCUUCUACGGCCAGAUCAAGCAGAUGACAGUUUUGUUAUUGGAGAUCCUGUAAGAAUUGUGCUCUUUGGGCCCCACUUUGCAGCAACACUGCUUUACCAGAAUUCUCCUCUAGAGGAUCUGAAACUUGCAAGUUAUUCUAUAAGAUUAACUCAGUUCUUCCGUGGAGAUUUGGCAAAUAGACAAAUUCGGGUUACAAAAGAGAGGUAUGGAUCAGUUCCUCGAGCCUAUGUUGUUGGCUUGGAGGAUAAGGCAAUUACUCCUGAUGCGCAACGAGCUAUGAUAAAGAGCACUCCUCCACAAGUGGUGAGGGAAAUCGAGGGGGCAGACCAUAUGGUCCAGUUUUCUAAACCUCAAGAAUUUGCCAACAAUUUAAUUGAAAUAGCUAAGUCGUUUGAGUUGUUUGGUCAGGGGGGCAGACCAUAGGGUUAUGCUUUCUAAAUCUCAAGAAUUUGCCAACAGCUUGCUUGAAAUAGCUGAGUUGUUUGGUGUCCUUAUGUACUUGGUCAUUUUUUGCAUGAUUGUUUAGUGUGUAUCACACAUUCUGUUGAUGUGAAAUAAGUAUGUAAACGUUGUAUGAUAAUUGUCUUGCUCAAUUCUGUUGGAGGUUAUGUAUAUGUCCUCUAUUAAUUUUAAGUUUAUUAAUAAAAUAUAGAACUGGCAUCCUUCCUCCUCUAUGGAGUUUGUCAAACAAAAAA